Messenger RNA from Sardina pilchardus (European sardine), 3580 nucleotides. Its product is annotated as macrophage-expressed gene 1 protein-like. NCBI's taxonomy places the organism in Eukaryota, Metazoa, Chordata, Actinopteri, Clupeiformes, Clupeidae. The record is from RefSeq and is a predicted model, not a curated record. Bases 75 to 2126 code for a protein of 683 amino acids. Gene Ontology annotation, biological process: defense response to bacterium. The transcript has 2 exons.
AGAAGUACUAGUGUUAUAGUAAUCUGGUACUUAAGAAGCUCACAACUUGAGUUUAAUGCCCCACGCUAACAGAGAUGGACCCAACACUGCUCUGUCUAAUGUUCUUUGUUGUGGUCCAUCACAGUUCUGUUUGUGCCAAACCACAUCCUAGCAAUGGAUUACAGGAAUGCCGCAAGAACCUCAGCCUUCUGGCUCUGGAGGUCUUACCUGGUGGGGGCUGGGACAAUCUUCGGAACAAGGAUAUGGGUCGAGUCAUGAAUUUCAGUUACUCCCAGUGCCAGACCACCGAAGAUGGUGUAUAUCUUAUUCCAGACGAGGUGUUUGUCAUCCCGCAGAGGACAACAGCUGUGGAGAGAAGCUCAGAGGUUUUUGAACACUGGCUAAAUCACACCAGCUCAACCUCACAGACCAUCAAUGCUGAUGCUUCUUUCUUGCCGGUGCUCAGUGGAAAAUUCUCCUCUGACAGUCAACAAACCAAAACCUAUCAAGUGCGGGACAAUUCUGUCACAUCUCGUGUGCAGGUGAGAAACCAUAUAUACACAGUGGACAACUAUCCUGACUUCACCCUGGACUCACGCUUUAUAGAGCAAGUGAAAGAAAUAGCAGACGCACUGUUAAAGAACAACACUCGACGUGCAACAUUCCUCUCGGAGAUGAUGGUGGUUGAUUAUGGCACCCAUGUGAUCACCUCAGUGGAUGCAGGCGCUAUUCUGGAGCAGGAAGAUCAUGUUGAGUCCACUUAUUAUCAAACAAGUGAAAAAUCUCUAUUCUCUAGUACGGCUGGCUUAAACUUUUUCAAAAUCAUUAAGUUUGACAUGGACACCAAAGAGAGUCAAGAGACAACUCAGACUUUGGAAUACAAGACCCACGUCACCCACUCACUCACACAAAGCCACGGGGGGCCCGUAUUCUACCCAGGGAUCACUUUGAAGACCUGGCAAGAGAGCACGCUAAACAAUCUUGUUGCCAUAGACCGAUCAGGCCUUCCUCUGCACUACAUUCUGAACAGAGCAACUCUGCCAGACCUUCCAGACACCAUCAUAGAGAGUGUGGCCCAGUCUGUGCGCAACGCCACACAGCUCUACUACGAUGUUAAUACACGACCAGGAUGUGUAGACAGCAGUUCGGCAAAUUUCAAUUUUCAAGCUAAUGUCGAUGACAACUCUUGUUUAGGGCCGGCGACUAACUUAAGCUUUGGUGGUAUUUAUCAAACAUGCACCCCCCUCACUGGUGGAGAUGCAGCUCAGCUUUGUGUAGGGCAAGAGCAGAUGAAUCCUGACACUGGGGCCUACUCAUGCCGUGAGCCUUAUUUCUCCACACUUUUACAGUCUGUUGUGAUUGAGGAGCAUUACAGUUACACUGAGUGUCAUGACGAUUGCGAAUCCUUCUGUUUAUUUGACUGUUGCGAUAGAGUUUGUAACACUUGGGCUUUAGUUAGGAAAGUAGAGGUCAAGACCUACUGGUGUGCCACAGAUAAGUUUACAAAACCUCGCUCAGGGUACCUCUUUGGUGGUCUGUACAGUCCAUAUGUCGAGAAUCCAUUAACCAGGUCGAAGAGUUGUCCACUUUAUUUUUUCCCACUGACUUUUCUGUCCAAUGAUUUUAAGAUUUGUCUGAGUAACGAUUAUGAACAGGCUUCUUCACUGUCUGUGCCUUUUGGAGGGUUUUUCAGCUGCAGGGCUGGAAACCCCUUGGCUUGGUUUGAACAUCGCUGCCCACCACAGUUCAGCCAACACCUCGCCACGAUAGACGACGGGUGCCAAAUUCUGUACUGUGUGAAGUCUGGAGCAUUUACAGGUGGGCAGCUGAAACCCAUCAACUUGCCUCCGUUCACUCACCCAGAAUUGAUCAGAAAGGUUGACAACAAGACAAUGAUUAUGGUAACUGAGGGAGAUCAGGUGUGGCUUCGAAGAGGAGAUUCAAAUUCAUGGAAACGUGCCGAGACUGGGGAAGUAGCUAAAUAUGUGAGACAGCUCCACACUUCAGCAGGGGGGCAGAUUGCUGCAGGAUUUCUUGUCACGUUUUCAAUCAUCUUAGCUAUUGGAGUAGCGUACGUAGUAAAGAGGAAAUUCGGAAGCCUGUCUCGUAGGGAGGGCUAUGGGACUCUUCUCGACACUGGGGUGUAGAAAGAAGAAAGAGAACUGACCAUACAGUAGCUUUAAAAGCCAUUGUUUUAGGCCCCAGCCGUGGCACGACUGGCUGGGGCACCUGCUCCGCACGCCAGCGACCCGGAUUCGAUUUCCGCCCUGUGGUCCUUUCCGGAUCCCACCCCAGUUCUCUCUCCCACUCACUUCCUGGCUCUCUUUCUACUAUCCUAUCCGAUUAAAGGCAGAAAAGCUUAAAUAAAAAAAAUUAAAAAACAUAUAAGAAAAUACAUUGUCUUAGAUUGUGCAAAAGAGAAAUAGCUUUGACUCAAGAUUAUACUGCUGUAUAAUGAAUUCUUACUUCUUACAGGGUAUAAGUACAGUGGGGUCGUAUGUUCAUAAUUAUGUUUUAUUUUAAGACAUUGUUUUAGAUAUAUGCAUAAGGGAAUAGCCUUGAUUCAUUCACCUUGUGAAAACAUUGUAAUUACACUGUAUUAUUGGAACACCAAAUUAAUAAAAAAUGUUGCCAAAUCCACCAAUUUUCACCAAUGAUGAAGCCUACUUACUGUAGGAGAUAUCGCAGGCAUGAUAUAUUUCACUGUCUGCGCUUGUGGCACGUGUCAUGGAAGUAGGGUGAAAGUCGGCAGCCGCUGUUUUAAAUGCAGAGUGGAUUUCCUCACAGAAACAUUGCACAAAUUAAAGCACACGUCUCCACUGAGGAGAGCCUACAAUGAGUCUCCAGAAGCUGGUUGCACUGUUAGCACGCCACACUGUGGCUGCUCUGAGUGAGUGAUGGGCCAGUAAGGGGGGGAGACCCAAGUGUUGCACUUUCCCCGCCGUCAUCUCAUCUGGAAAUGCACUGAGAGGAGCAUCCCCAAGUGAUGCGCACCAGAGAGGAGAGCCCGGCAGCACAUCUGAUUCAUCCUCUGAGGGCAUCCCAGUGAGGUGAACAGGGAGUCAUCCUCUGAGGGCAUCCCAGUGAGGUGAACAGGGAGUCAUCCUCUGAGGGCAUCCCAGUGAGGAGAACAGGGAGUCAUCCUCUGAGGGCAUCCCAGUGAGGAGAACAGGGAGUCAUCCUCUGAGGGCAUCCCAGUGAGGAGAACAGGGAGUCAUCCUCUGAGGGCAUCCCAGUGAGGAGAACAGGGAGUCAUCCUCUGAGGGCAUCCCAGUGAGGAGAACAGGGAGUCAUCCUCUGUGAGUCAUCCCAGUGAGGUGAACAGUGAAUCAUGUGAGGUGAACAGGGAGUCAUCCAAUUCAUCCUCCGAGUUGCUGGAUGGAAAGAAAGUAUCUACGCCUCUACCCACACUUCCUGUUUACCUCCCACGUGAGGCUGGAAAAUAGUUUCUGUCUUUCUGUUUGGGACACUUUGCACUCCAUCGCAUUUCUUGUAAAAGGUUAAUUUAUGAUUAACUGAUUUUUACACUCAUUUGCCCUGUACCCUCUCCUCUUAACUGAGGUGAAGCUGUCUUGUGAUGUUAACAUAAACUGUGUGAGAC